AUGAAGCCUUUGCUUUUCCUCUCCGUUCUAUUUUGUGUUUUUAUCUUCCACAUUGCUGAGGCCAGAGUCAUUCCGGAGGGAGUGCCGUAUGAUGAACCCCCUGCCGUACCCUACUGGCCGUACUCUACUUCGGAUUUCUGGAACUACGUGGAGUACUUCCGGACCAUCGGGGCCUACAAUCACAUCAACGAAUUGGCACGGGCCUUCUUCGCCCACCAGCAUUUGGGCGACACUUUGGGCUACGAUAGCACCGCUGGUCAUGAGCACUAA
Nerophis lumbriciformis (worm pipefish) is the source of this 270-nucleotide messenger RNA. The record is from RefSeq and is a predicted model, not a curated record. NCBI's taxonomy places the organism in Eukaryota, Metazoa, Chordata, Actinopteri, Syngnathiformes, Syngnathidae.